CAAAAACAAAUCUCUUGUUCCCAUGCCCACCCCCCGUACUACCGCCCUCAAAAACUGUCCGUCGCCCUGCGCUUUGUCCGACUCCCAAAAUCAAAUCUCCCCGGAAAACUUGGAAAAGUAUCUCACCCCUUACAUAUCUCCCCCAGCCCACCACCACUACGAAGAGAAACGGAAAGAAGGAAAAGGCAUCAUGAACUUCUUCACACUCUUCUACGCUCCUGCUGCUUUGGCUUCCACUGCAAAUCGCUGUAGACAUUGUAACGAGGUUCACAGUGCGCCGCAGACGCAGGGAGAGCAGCCGUUUUGGCAGAGUUACGAAGACAUCUUCGAUACGGAGACGUUUGCAGUUCCUGUGGUUCGAGGCUUUCGAUACGUUCAGCAACCACUCCAACAACCAGUCUACCACACCCAUCACCCAGUCCAACAACCCCUCCACCACCAACCCCCCCUCAACCAUCAACCUCCCCCCCAGCAGCCCCCCCAACAACCCAUCCACCCAACAAUGCCCUCCUUCUCCUCACACCCCCACACAGCCCUCUACACCCUCCUCACCCUCCCCCCCACCGCCCCCGCCUCCUCAAUAAAAACCUCCUACCACCGCCUCGCUCUCCUCACCCACCCGGACAAAAACCCCGACCCUAAGGCCGCGGAACGUUUCAAGGCGCUUAGUGCAGCGUAUGCGAUCCUUUCAGACCCAUACAGGAGGGCGAUUUAUGAUUUGUAUGGAGAGGUGGCGGCGGGGAGGGGGGAGGUUGUUGAUGAUGGGGAGAAGGAAGAAGAAGAGGAGGAGGAGGAGGAUGCUGCGGCUUCUGAGGCUGAUGAUGUUGGUGAUGCUGGGGAGAAAGACGGGGAUGGGGAUUUGCCCAGUGGUGAAGGGGGAAGGACUACCGUCGACAACCCCCAUCAUACCCCAUCCCAGGCUCGCGCACUCUUCGAAGAGCCAGAGCAGAAGUCAUACGAGGAGCGCUUUUUCGAAGCUCUACGAGCGGUCCGUCAGCGCGAGGCACAGGAGGAAGCAAGACGUGUUGCGGGACGGAGGUUAUACGAUCGCUUCUGGCGAGGCGUGCGAGGCCGCGGUGUGUGGAAUUGGCCGACAAGACCCGUGGAACCGAUGGAUGAUAUAUGGAGGGCGACGGAUCCGAUGAGUGGGUGGAGGCCAGCGGGUGCCGUGGGGGGGCCGAUGGAGGGGUAUCGUGGGGGGUUGUGGGGGUAUGGUGCUGGGAUUGUGGGGGGCGAUGAGGGGCUGAGGGAGAGGUUUCGACGAUCGCGUACGGGGGCGGAGGGGAGUCCGUAUUGGGGGUGGGAAAGGGGGGAGGGUGGUGGGAGGGUUAGGAGUUGGAGUGAGGGGAGAGGUGGGGGGGUUGAGCGGGUUGUGAGGGGGGGGUAUGGAGGGUGGUAUGGGAGGUAUUGA
This is a messenger RNA of Pseudogymnoascus verrucosus, 1411 nucleotides long. RefSeq lists its product as uncharacterized. Bases 23 to 1411 code for a protein of 462 amino acids. The transcript has a single exon. NCBI's taxonomy places the organism in Eukaryota, Fungi, Ascomycota, Leotiomycetes, Thelebolales, Thelebolaceae. The record is from RefSeq and is a predicted model, not a curated record. Gene Ontology annotation, cellular component: cytoplasm. Gene Ontology annotation, biological process: protein refolding.